Messenger RNA from Thyridium curvatum, 1884 nucleotides. RefSeq lists its product as uncharacterized. The record is from RefSeq and is a predicted model, not a curated record. Gene Ontology annotation, molecular function: nucleotide binding. NCBI's taxonomy places the organism in Eukaryota, Fungi, Ascomycota, Sordariomycetes, Thyridiales, Thyridiaceae. Bases 1 to 1884 code for a protein of 627 amino acids. The transcript has a single exon.
AUGCCAGCAAGCACACACUCCUCAGACUCGGACCCUCCGGCUCCGGGGGCGCCGACCUCCCACCCGGCCGUGGCCAACGGCGUGCACGCCUACGGGGCCGACGCGCCCGCCACCUUCCGCCCGCCGCCUCCGCCGCCCAUGUCCGCCUCGCCGCCGCGCUUCAUCAUCAUCGGCGCCGGCUCCCGCGGCUCCGGCUACGCCCAGGCCAUCACGACCUCGAGCAACGGGCUCGUCGCCGCCGUCGCCGAGCCCCACGCCUUCAAGCGGCGCCAGCUCGGCCGCGCCUUCAUCUGGGGCGACGCCGACCGGGCCCCCGAGGGCGCCGAGUUCGAGUCCUGGCGCGACUUUGUCGCCUACGAGCGCGCGCGGCGCGGGCGCGCGGCGGCCGGGGAGCGCGGGGUGCCCGAGGGCGUCGACGGCGCCUACGUCUGCGUCCUCGACGAGAUGCACCGCGAGGUCGUGCUCGCGCUCGCGGCCCUCGGCGGCCUGCACAUCAUGUGCGAGAAGCCGCUGGCCACGCGGCUGUCCGACUGCACGGCCAUGUACAACGCCCUGCGCGCCAACCGGUCCCGCCCGGGCUCGGGCGGCGGGGAGGGGGAGGGGGAGGAGGAGGAGGACGGCACCGUCUUCUCCAUCGGGCACGUCAUGCGCUACAGCCCGCACAACAUCCUGCUGCGGAAGCUGCUGCUCGAGGACCGCGCCGUCGGCGAUAUUCUCAGUGUCGAGCACACCGAGCCCGUCGGCUGGUGGCACUUUAGCCACAGCUACGUGCGCGGCAACUGGCGCCGCGAGGACACCUCGGCGCCGAGCCUGCUGACCAAGAGCUGCCACGACAUCGACGUGCUGCUCUGGCUGCUGAGCUCCCCGCCCUCGUACGCGGACCGCGCCGCCGUGGAGAACCCGCACCUGCCGUCCACCGUCGCCAGCACGGGCAGCCUGCAGUUCUUCAAGCGGAGCCGCAAGCCGCGCGGCGCCGGCGCGGCGACGACCAACUGCCUGUCGUGCCCCGUCGAGGAGGCGUGCAAGUACUCGGCCCGGCGCGUCUACGUGGGCAGGCAGCUGCGCGGGCUGGGCGCGGGCAACACCGGCUGGCCCGUCAGCAUCGUCGUGCCCGAGAUCGAGGACCUGGGCCGCGAGGGCUCGCCGCUGGCCCUGGAGCGCGCCCGCGAGAUGCUGCUGGACCGGCUGGGCGAGGACUACGGGCCCGAGACGCCCGCCGCCGAGGUCGCGGCGCGCAACUGGUUCGGGCGGUGCGUCUUCGAGGCCGACAACGACGUGUGCGACGACCAGGUCGUCACGCUGACGUGGGACGACGACCAAGAGGCCGCCGCCGCUGCCGGGGAGGAGGGUGCGGAUGCCGGACCGGCGGCGAACGGGCGGCAGGCUUCUUCUUCUUCUUCUUCUUCUUCAGAGCCCCCCCUCCUCCUCCUCGACGGCCGCGUCCCGCGCGGCCGGGGCGCCAAGACGGCCGUCUUCCACAUGGUCGCGCACUCGCGCAAGCAGUGCGACCGCUACACGCACAUCUACGGCACCGACGGCGACGCCUACGCCGACAGCUACACCAUCACGGUCAACGACUUCCGCACGGGGGCCACGACGGUGCACCGCCCGCGCGUCGAGAGCCUGGGCCACGGCGGCGGCGACAACGGCCUCGUGCGGCAGUUCGUGCUCGCGGUCGACAAGGUCAAGAACCACGGGUGGAGCGCCGAGCGGGCCCAGCGCGAGAUCGUCGGCUGCACGCUCGAGGAGGUGCUGCGGAGCCACGCGCUCGUCUUUUGCGCCGAGGACGCGCGGCUCGGCGGGGAGGUCGUGGACUGGGGGGAGUGGUGGCGGCGGAGGGUGGUGCCCGAGCUGAAGGGGCCCGGGGCGGCGGAGGUCAAGUGA